Ooceraea biroi (clonal raider ant) is the source of this 1818-nucleotide messenger RNA. RefSeq names its product Down syndrome critical region protein 3 homolog. The record is from RefSeq and is a predicted model, not a curated record. Gene Ontology annotation, biological process: intracellular protein transport. Lineage: Eukaryota; Metazoa; Arthropoda; Insecta; Hymenoptera; Formicidae.
AACGUUGCCGAGGCUGAACGUUGCGCUCGGAUGAAACCUGAAUAGGGGAUCGAUGUGUACCGGUGUGAAACUCGUACUAAAAAAAAUGCAUACACUCAAAAAUGAAAAGAAAAAAUUAAAUAUCCAAAAGAGAUUGUAGGGGAAUGAUAUAAGCGAAAUAUACAUGUAAACAGAUAUAAUUUCGAGAAACACAUGCGGAUUGUUCCUUUCAACGUAUAAGGAAAAAAUUUGUUGUAGUCUAAUUAUGUUGUAAUCAUUUUGAUAUUUUCUUUACAAAGUCGCUUUCUUUCUCUCUCCAAGAUUCAGAUAUUUAUCUUCAAGUUCUUGAACAACUAUCGCACGUUGCUUAUAAUUGUUAUUCUUGCUACUUUCUGAGCUUUUAAUCGCACCCGGCCGUAUAAUAAUAUUAUUAAACUGCAAAGUUUGUCAUAUGAUACAAGACAGCGGAUAAACUUUAUCAGCUGAUCGUAACAGCUGUUUCGCACAAUUUGCCAGAUUUGCGUACAGCGAUCGCGCAGCAGCGAUUUAUUUCUUUAUUACAAGUUCCACGUAGUUCCACGAGAUUUUGUAGAUUCAAUUAACAAAUAUUGGAGUCGUUCGACAAUCCUGGCAAUGCGCGACUUGUUUUGGUAGAUGAGACGAUCAUUUUAGGGGUGUUGAAUUAUCAAGUGUCAGACGGAUUUAGAGAGCUUCCGCAAAAUGUCUAUCAACAUAGACAUAAAAUUGAAACGCGCAAGCAAAAUAUAUCACGAAGGGGAGGUGGUCGCUGGUCUGAUAUUGCUGAAAACUAACUCGGACGUGAAACACGAUGGGAUUUUUCUUACUAUGGAAGGAUCGGUAAAUUUGCAGCUUAGCUCGAAGAACGUCGGCAUUUUUGAAGCGUUUUACAAUUCGGUUAAGCCGAUACAGUUGGUGCAGUAUACACUAGAUGUUGCUCCAUCGGGAAAGAUUCCAAGUGGCAAGACAGAAAUACCGUUUGAAUUACCGUUAAAGCCAAGAGGAAGCAAGUCUCUCUACGAGACGUAUCAUGGAGUCUUUGUAAAUAUACAGUACCUGAUACGCUGUGAUAUAAAAAGAAGCUUCCUUGCAAAAGAUGUGAGCAAGUCGUUGGAGUUCAUAGUGGAGGACAAACCAAGUACCAAGAUCGAGAAGGAACAUAGUAAAAUCGUGUUCUUCAAAAUCAUGCCGGAAUCCUUGCAAAAUACCAGGGACAGACCGAACGUGCCAAAGUUUUGUAUUUCAGGAAGAUUAGACUCUUUGUACUGCAAAAUUUCGGAGCCUCUGACAGGAGAGGUAGUAAUUGAACACUGUGAGGCUGUUAUAAAGUCCAUCGAGCUGCAGCUGGUAAGGGUGGAAACGUGCGGAUGCGCGGAAGGAUACUCCAGAGAUGCGACGGAGAUACAAAAUAUACAAAUUGGCGAGGGCAAUGCUUGCACGAAUCUUGCCAUUCCGAUAUACAUGAUAUUCCCGAGAUUAUUUACAUGUCCUACCUUGAGCACGAGCAAUUUCAAAGUUGGUAAGAAUAUCGUCUGUUCAUCUUCCCCACAAAAAAAAACGUGCGUUACAGAGAUUGAUGAUAUGCAAUUCUUUUUCAGAGUUUGAGGUAAAUCUUAUCGUUGUCUUUGAAGACGACUACUUGGUUACUGAGAACUUUCCUAUUAUACUCUCGCGGUAUUGAAAAUUGUAGAAUAGAAAAUGGUUUUGUAAAAUACUGUUUGUAAAUUUUUAUCAUAUAAAAUAUUUACUUGGUUACCAUAUAUAUGCAUUUAAAAAGUGUAUAUAAAAGAUAAUACACACGUUCUUCACACGCAUCAAUGA